AUGCCAAAAGGGCUCUCGGGUCCUGGAAUAAGGAUGUCUUUGGGCAGCUCUUUCCCUAGGGCAGUCUUUGCUUCCAUCAUCUGUCUGAUUCCCAAAUCGGCUGCCCCAAAGAAAUUCUCAUAUUUCCGGCCCAUAAGCCUUUGUAACUGCCCGUAUAAGAUCAUUUCUAGCAUAAUUGCAUCUAGGCUGAGCGAGGUUCUACCUUACCUUAUUUCUCUUGAGCAAGGAACCUUCAUUCAGGGUAGAUCAUUGGCUGGAAACAUUGCUCUGUCUCAGGAAUUGGUCAAUGAAAUUGAUAGAAAAGUGCGGGGUGGUAAUAUCAUCCUCAAACUGGACAUGGAGAAGGCCUAUGACAGAUUGGACUAG
Molecule: messenger RNA, 366 nt
Organism: Magnolia sinica
Lineage: Eukaryota; Viridiplantae; Streptophyta; Magnoliopsida; Magnoliales; Magnoliaceae
Exons: 2
Coding region: 1-366 (121 amino acids)
Source: RefSeq, a predicted model, not a curated record